Messenger RNA from Catharus ustulatus (Swainson's thrush), 9704 nucleotides. It is a transcript of the gene POLE, whose product is annotated as DNA polymerase epsilon, catalytic subunit. The coding region runs from base 1 to 6882 and encodes 2293 amino acids. Gene Ontology annotation, biological process: DNA replication proofreading; base-excision repair, gap-filling; nucleotide-excision repair, DNA gap filling. Gene Ontology annotation, cellular component: nucleus; epsilon DNA polymerase complex. The record is from RefSeq and is a predicted model, not a curated record. Lineage: Eukaryota; Metazoa; Chordata; Aves; Passeriformes; Turdidae. The transcript has 48 exons. Gene Ontology annotation, molecular function: single-stranded DNA 3'-5' DNA exonuclease activity; DNA binding; zinc ion binding.
AUGGGGCUGCCGCACGGCGCCGAUCCCGAGGCAGCGCGGCGGGGACGGGGGCCAGGCGGGUACCGGGAGCCGACGGAUGGCGCCGGGUCCGGCCGUGACGAUGCCCCCGCGCUGUCUGCACUCAAACGCCUGGAGCGGGCACAGCGCACGGACCGGCUGGACGCGCUGUUCGGCUUCGAGCGGCCCGCGGAGCCCGGUGAGCGGACGGGCUGGCUCAUCAAUAUGCACCCGACAGAGGUGCUGGAUGAGGACCGGAGGUCAGUGAGUGCAGUGGACUACUACUUCAUCCAGGAGGAUGGGAGUCGCUUCAAGGUGGCCCUACCCUACCAGCCCUACUUCUACAUUGCCACCCAGAAGGGCUGUGAGCGGGAAGUGUCCUCCUUCCUCUCCAAGAAGUUCCAAGGGAAGAUUGCAAAGCUGGAAACUGUCCCCAAAGAGGACUUGGACCUGCCAAACCACUUGGUGGGCCUGAAGAGGAACUACAUCAAGCUGUCCUUCAACACAGUGGAGGACUUGGUGAAGGUGCGGAAGGAUAUCUCUCCUGCUGUGAGGAAAAACAGGGAGCAGGACCAGGCGAGUGAUGUCUACACAACCAUGCUGUCAAGUGCUCUGAGUGGGGGCAGUCUAAGCACAGAUGAGGAAGGAGCCUCCAAAAAAAUUGCCAACCAGAUGGACAACAUUGUGGAUAUGCGGGAGUAUGAUGUGCCCUACCAUGUUCGCCUUUCCAUCGACCUGAAGAUCCAUGUGGCUCACUGGUACAAUGUGCGAUACCGGGGCAACACCUACCCCCCUGAAAUCACCCGCCGAGAUGACCUUGUGGAGCGGCCGGAUCCUGUUGUUCUUGCCUUUGAUAUUGAAACAACCAAACUCCCUUUGAAGUUUCCUGAUGCAGACACAGACCAGAUCAUGAUGAUUUCCUACAUGAUUGAUGGGCAGGGCUACCUGAUCACAAACAGGGAGAUCGUCUCAGAAAACAUUGAAGACUUUGAGUUUACUCCCAAGCCAGAGUAUGAGGGUCCAUUUUGUGUCUUUAACGAACCAGAUGAGGCUCAUUUAAUCCAGAGAUGGUUUGAACACAUCCAGGAGACCAAACCCACCAUCAUUGUCACAUACAAUGGAGACUUCUUUGACUGGCCCUUUGUGGAAGCAAGAGCAGCAGCUCAUGGACUUAAUAUGUAUCAGGAAAUUGGAUUUCAGAAGGAUAGCCAGGGAGAGUACAAAGCAUCCCAGUGCAUCCACAUGGACUGUCUGAGGUGGGUGAAGAGAGACAGUUACCUCCCAGUGGGAAGUCACAACCUGAAAGCAGCAGCUAAAGCAAAAUUGGGUUACGAUCCAGUGGAGCUGGACCCUGAGGAGAUGUGCCGGAUGGCCACAGAGGAGCCUCAGACCCUGGCCACCUACUCAGUGUCCGAUGCUGUUGCUACUUACUACAUGUAUAUGAAGUACGUGCAUCCCUUCAUUUUUGCCUUGUGUACCAUCAUUCCCAUGGAGCCUGAUGAGGUGUUAAGAAAAGGAUCUGGGACACUCUGUGAGGCACUGCUGAUGGUUCAGGCCUACCAUGCCAACAUCAUCUUCCCCAACAAGCAGGAGCAGGAAUUCAACAAACUUACCGAAGAUGGACAUGUGCUGGACUCUGAGACCUAUGUGGGAGGCCACGUGGAAGCACUGGAAUCUGGGGUCUUCCGUAGUGACAUUCCCUGCCGCUUCAAAAUGAAUCCUGCUGCCUUUGACUUCCUGGUGAAGCAUGUGGAGAAGACCCUGAAGCACGCUAUCGAGGAAGAGGAAGGUCUGCCCUUGGAUCAGGUCACCAACUUCCAGGAGGUUUGUGAUGAAAUCAAGGCCAAACUGCAUUCCCUGAAGGAUGUUCCCAACAGAAUUGAGUGUCCUCUUAUCUAUCAUCUGGAUGUGGGGGCCAUGUACCCCAACAUCAUUCUGACCAAUAGGUUGCAGCCCUCGGCCAUGGUUAAUGAGGCCACAUGUGCUGCCUGUGACUUCAACAAGCCAGGUGCCAACUGUCAGCGCCGGAUGACUUGGCAGUGGAGAGGAGAAUUCAUGCCUGCCAGCCGCAGCGAGUACCACCGCAUCCAGCAGCAGCUGGAGUCAGAAAAGUUCCCUCCCUUGUUCCCUGAUGGACCACUCCGUGCCUUCCACGAGCUCUCCCAGGAAGAACAAGCCAAGUAUGAGAAAAAGCGCCUGGCAGAUUACUGCUGCAAGGCAUACAAGAAGAUCCAUGUCACCAAGGUUGAGGAGCGAGUCACCACCAUCUGCCAACGAGAAAACUCUUUUUACGUGGACACAGUGCGAGCAUUCCGGGACCGCCGAUACGAGUUCAAGGGUCUGCACAAGGUGUGGAAGAAGAAGCUGUCUGCAGCAGUGGAGACAGGAGAUGCUGCUGAAGUGAAACGCUGCAAGAACAUGGAGAUCCUCUAUGACUCCCUGCAGUUGGCCCACAAGUGCAUCCUCAACUCUUUCUACGGAUAUGUCAUGCGGAAAGGAGCUCGCUGGUACUCCAUGGAAAUGGCUGGCAUUGUCUGCUUCACAGGGGCAAAUAUCAUCACCCAAGCCAGAGAGCUGAUUGAGCAGAUUGGGAGACCUCUAGAACUGGAUACCGAUGGGAUUUGGUGUGUCCUUCCCAAUAGCUUCCCAGAGAACUUCAUCAUCAAGUCAACCAAUAUCAAGAAGCCUAAAGUGACCAUCUCUUACCCAGGUGCCAUGCUGAACAUCCUGGUGAAGGAGGGCUUCACAAAUGACCAGUACCAGGAACUGCAGGAUCCAGCCUCACUCACCUACAUCACGCGCUCGGAGAACAGCAUCUUUUUUGAAGUCGAUGGUCCGUACCUGGCCAUGAUCCUUCCAGCCUCCAAAGAGGAGGGCAAGAAGCUGAAGAAAAGGUAUGCCGUGUUCAACGAGGACGGGUCCCUGGCUGAGCUGAAGGGGUUUGAGGUGAAACGCCGAGGAGAACUGCAGCUAGUGAAGAUAUUCCAGUCAUCUGUGUUUGAAGCCUUUCUGAAAGGCAGCACCCUGGAGGAGGUCUACGCUUCUGUGGCCAAGGUGGCUGAUUAUUGGCUGGAUGUGCUUUACAGCAAGGCUGCCAACAUGCCUGAUUCAGAGCUGUUUGAGCUCAUCUCAGAGAACCGGUCCAUGUCACGUAAACUGGAGGACUACGGGGAGCAGAAGUCCACCUCCAUCAGCACUGCCAAGCGCCUGGCAGAGUUUUUGGGGGACCAGAUGGUGAAGGAUGCAGGGCUGAGCUGUCGCUUCAUCAUUUCCAAGAAACCAGAAGGGUCUCCAGUCACUGAGAGGGCCAUCCCUCUUGCCAUCUUCCAAGCUGAGCCCAGUGUGCGUAAACACUACCUCCGAAAAUGGCUGAAGAGCCCCUCACUGCAGGACUUCAACAUCCGUGCGAUCCUGGACUGGGACUACUACAUUGAGAGACUGAGCAGCACCAUCCAGAAAAUCAUCACCAUUCCUGCAGCCCUGCAGCAGGUAAAGAACCCAGUGCCACGGGUCCGACACCCAGACUGGCUUCAUAAGAAACUCCUGGAGAAGAAUGAUGUGUAUAAACAGAAAAAAAUCAAUGAGCUCUUUGUUUCAGAAGGCAAGAAACAGGUUCUUGCCAGCCGGCCUGUGGAGGGGACACCCAGCUCACAGGUGGGUGACAUAGAGGACUUUAGGGCUGUCAAGAUCCCUCAGCCACUGGUUCCCAUUGCAAACAAGCGGAAGCGCAUCCCUGCAGCAGAGGAAAGCCAACAGCUGUCCCAGGAUGUGGAGCUGUCCCAGUCGUGGCGGGAGAUCCUGGGACCACCUCCACCCCUUGGCACUAACAAGGAGGAGCAUCUGGUCUGGCUGCGUUUCCACCAGAAGAAGUGGGAGCUGCAGGCUCGGCAGCGGCAGGAGCGGCGGAAGAGGCAGCGGCUGGAGGACGGUGGGGUGGUGGCAUGUGGAGGAGCAGUCCGUGAUGCCCUCUCCAAAGGGCUGGGCAGUUACCUGCGCCGGACAGCGCGCAGCAUCCUGGACUUGCCCUGGCAGAUCGUGCAGAUCGCUGAGACCAGCCAGCCUGGGCUGUUCCGGCUGUGGGCAGUGAUAGGGAGUGACCUGCACUGCAUCAAGCUGAGCAUCCCCCGUGUCUUCUAUGUGAACCAGCGCAUCCCAAAGCCUGAGGAGGGAACAGCCUACAGGAAGGUAAACAGGAUCCUGCCCCGCUCAAACUUAGUUUACAACUUAUACGAAUACUCUGUUCCUGAAGACAUGUAUCAAGAGCACAUUAACGAAAUCAACGCGGACCUCUCUGCUCCAGACAUCGAGGGAGUGUAUGAGACACAGGUGCCACUGCUCUUCCGUGCCCUCAUCCACCUGGGCUGCGUGUGCAUGGUCAGCAGGCAGCUCGUCCGGCACCUGGCAGGCCGAGAGGCUGAAACCUUCAACAUUGAGCACCUGGAGAUGCGCUCACUGGCCCAGUUCACUUACCUGGAGCCAGGAAGCAUUCGCCACAUCUACCUGUACCACAGCUCCCAGGGCAGCAAGGCACUCCUGGGCCUCUUCAUCCCCUCACAGCGCAAGGCUGCCGUCUUUGUGCUAGAUAAGGUACGCAGCAACCAGAUGCCAAACCUCACCACCUUGUUCUCAGUGGAGCGCGCGGCUCUGCUGGAAAAGGUGGGUGAGGAGCUGUUGCCCCCAGACAAACACACCUUUGAGGUGCGUGCUGAGACCGACCCCAAGGCCAUCUACAGAAGUGUCCAGCGACUGCUCUUGGGCUACAAGGACGAGCGCCGGGGCCCCACAUUGGUGGCUGUGCAGUCCAACUGGGACCUGAAACGGCUGGCAAGUGGGAUCCCCACCAUUGAGGAGUUCCCUUUGGUCCCCAUCCGGCUGGUAGAUGACAUCAGCUACUCCGUCCUGGACUGGCAGCGGCAUGCUGCCCGCCGCAUGAUUCGCCACUACCUCAACCUAGACACCUGCCUCUCCCAGGCUUUUGAGAUGAGCAGGUACUACCACAUCCCCAUUGGGAACCUCCCUGAUGACAUCUCCACCUUCGGCUCUGACCUGUUCUUCUCACGCCACCUUUGUCGUCACAACCACCUGCUGUGGCUGUCCCCCACGGCCCGCCCCGACCUGGGGGGGAAGGAGGCUGAUGACAACCGCCUGGUCAUGGAGUUUGAUGAGAGAGCCUCAGUUGAGAUCAACAACCCUGGCUGCUACUCCACAGUGUGUCUGGAGCUGGACAUCCAGAGCCUGGCUGUGAAUACUGUGCUGCAGUCCCACCACGUGAAUGACAUGGAAGGAGGCUCCAGCAUGAGCAUUAGCUUUGAUGUGAUUCAGCAGGCAUCCCUGGAGGACAUGGUGACAGGGAACCAAGCUGCCAACAUCCCAGCCAGCUAUGAUGAGACUGCUCUCUGCUCCAACGCUUUCAGGAUUUUGAAGAGCAUGGUGGUGAGCUGGGUGAAGGAAAUUACGCAAUAUCACAACGUCUAUGCAGACAACCAGGUCAUUCACUUUUACCGCUGGCUCCGUUCUCCUUCCUCCCUGCUCUAUGACCCGGCACUGCACCGCACACUCCACAACAUGAUGAAGAAGCUUUUCCUGCAGCUUGUAGCUGAGUUCAAGCGCCUGGGCUCUUCUGUGGUCUACGCCAACUUCAACCGCAUCAUCCUGUGCACCAAGAAGCGGCGCAUUGAGGAUGCCAUCAGCUACAUGGAAUACAUCAUCAACAGCAUCCACUCCAAGGAGAUCUUCCACUCUCUGACCAUCUCCUUCUCCCGCUGCUGGGAGUUCCUGCUCUGGAUGGACCCAGCAAAUUAUGGAGGUAUCAAGGGAAAAGUGGAUUCUCGCAUCCACUGUGGGGAGAAGGACACCAGCAAGAGACAGGAGGAGGAGGAGAGUGAGGAAGAGGAGGAUGUGGCAAGGGAAGAAGAAGAGGAGGAAGGGGAGCCAGAUGUGGAGGAGCUGCUGGAGAACAGCUGGAACAUCGCGCAGUUCCUGCCCCAGGCCGGCUCCUGCCAGAACUACUUCUUGAUGAUUGUAUCAGCCUACAUCGUGGCUGUGUACCACAGCAUGAAGGAGGAGCUGCGGCGUAACACCCCUGGGAGCACCCCCAUCAAGAGGAGGAGCACUAGCCAGGUGUCCCAGGAGGCUCUGGGGGAGCUAAGGGCCAUGCCUGGCAUGAUCACCUUCUCACAAGAUUAUGUGGCCAAUGAGCUCACCCAGAGCUUCUUCACCAUCACCCAGAAGAUCCAGAAGAAGAUGGCUGGUUCCCGGAAUGCCACAGAGCCCUCAGACAUGUUCCCAGUCCUGCCUGGCUCCUACCUGCCACUCAACAACCCAGCUUUGGAGUUCAUCAAAUAUGUUUGCAAGGUCCUCUCCCUGGAUGCCAACAUAACCAACCAGGUGAACAAACUACGCCGGGACCUGCUGCGCCUCAUUGAGGUGGGCGAGUUCUCAGAAGCAGCCCAGUUUCAGGACCCUUGCCGCUCCUAUGUGCUUCCUGAAGUCAUUUGCAGGAACUGCAACUUCUGCAGGGACCUGGACCUGUGCAAGGACCCUUCCCUUUCCCAGGACAGGUUGGUGCUGCCAGGCUGGCACUGCCCCAACUGCCAUGUGCAGUACAAUAUCGAUGCCAUUGAGAUGGCGCUGGUGGAAGCCCUGCAGAAGAAGCUGAUGGCCUUCGUGCUGCAGGACCUGGUGUGCAAAAAGUGUCAUGCCGUGAAGGAGACGCACAUGCCUGUGUACUGCAGCUGUGCUGGAGACUUCGCCCCCACCAUCUCCUCCCAGGCCUUCACGGACCAUGUCAGUGUCUUCCAGAACAUCGCCCAGCACUAUGGCAUGGCCUACCUGCUGGAAACCAUUGAGUGGCUGCUGCACACUAACCUCCAGCUCCAGCAGUGAAGCCCAGGCUGUUCUUCCUGCCUACUCCAUGCUCUCACAUCCAUGGAGAGUGGUACUGGACCCCCUUGAUCAGGAGCCAGACCAAAGAUACUGCACACCCCUCCUGCAGUGAGGGAAGGGAGGGAGAGCUGUGCUUGGGACUGGGUUGUCUUUUCCACCAGCUGCCCGAUGGGGGACUUGGGAGUUUCCAGUGGCUGGAGCUGGGCUCUACAGGUCUGUGCUGGCCCCAGGUGUGGUUUUAAUUUUUAGUUUCUUUAAAUAAAUGGGUGGUAGAAGGCAGGUGCAAUUUUUAGGGAGGGAGGAGCCAAGGGCUGUGAGUGCCAGUGGCUGUGGUACUACCAAUAGCCUGGGGCAUACUGAUGGCUGUGGUACCACUGGCUUCACCCCAUCCUCAGCCCAAUCCUUGCCAGAAUGAGGCAGGCGGUGCCCAGAGAUGCUGCCCACACCUGCCAGGAGGUCCUGCCUGUGGGCAGCUGGCUGUGGUGGGGCAAUUCCCCUUUGCUUGGGCAGGCUUGGCCUGAGCACUUGUCAGCUCUCGUUAAGGUAUUAGUGGGUCUGCCCAGUGAGGUGGGGGGCAGGAGAGCCUAUACACAUCCCUGCAGCAGGACCAGCAACCCAUGGCUGGAGGCCGUGCAUGUUCCCUCCGUGGCAUUGUGGGUCUGGAGGAUGGGAAUACAGCCACCAACUCUGACACCCAUGUUCCUCUAUUUCACCACAGUGAGCAGCCCUAGGCAAGGUUUAUUACAGCCUGGGGCUGGCAGUGGUGGCAGGUGGGUUGUAGGACGUGUCCCACUCUUCCAUGUGUGCUGCUCCUCAUGGAGGCAGCAGGUCCCUCAGAACUGGGGGCUACUGAUGGUUUCAGGCAGAGGAUGCAUUAUCCACUCUGCCACUGUGCCCUUUCUUGCUUUGGUGGUACUUGCAAUGGUGUGGUGCAGUGUGAUGUGGGGCUGGAGCAACCCUAGAGUCAUGUCUCUUCACUGAGGAACCAUCUAAGGAGGAGACCCAUGGGCAUUGUGAUGAUGGGACAGGGCCAUCACUUGUAGUUGUAGCCAGGGAAGCCAAAGUCCUUUCAGGGUGGAGACUGUGGGAGGAAGAGUAUGGGCUGCACUGGGUGCAGUUUGCAUUUACGGCUGAUGAUCACACUGACCCCACACAGCAGCAGGGACUAUCAGCCCUCAUGUGCCAUGAACACAGCAUCCCAAAGGGCAUGAGCCCUCCACAGCCAUGCAUCUCAAUGGGUACAAGACCACAGCAAGCCAUCUUGUGGUUAUGGCAUCAGGAGCUUUUGGGCACCUCAAUACCAGAAGAUGGUAAAUCUAUUAGAGAGCAUCCAAUGAAGGCUGUGAGGAUGGUGAAGAGUCUAGAUGUGAAGUCAUACACAGGGCAGCUGAGGGCACUCCUCCCAGUCACCUCCUGGGGCUUUUGGAUCUGUGAUUUCAAGACCUUAAAUCCCGGGCAGCAGACCCAGAGUACUCCAGGGAAGCUGCCUGUGAUGUUUUGUGCUUUGGUAGAAGCUCUCUGUUCAAGGAUCCAGCUGGGGCUCCUCCCAAGCAUCUCAUAGUCUUUUCACUAAUACUGAUAAAUCCUGACAUCCUGAGUAGCAGUCCCAGACUCCUACAAGGAAGCUACCUGAGAUAAUUUUUCUCUUUUUGAAUGAAAAUGUAUUUGUUUGAAUCUCCCUGCAACUUCUCCCAGGCAUCUCCCAGUCUUUUCAUCUCUAAUUUAGGCACUUUAUAUCCCAGGCAGCAGCCCCAGACUCCUCCAGGGAAGCUGCCCAAGAUGAUUUUUCUCUCUUUGUGGAAAUUGCAUCUUCUAGGUUCCACACGAAGCACCUCCCAUGCAUGCAUCUUCUGGAGUCUUUCUGUCUUUUAUUACAGCACCAGAAAUCCCAAAUAGCAGCCCCGGUUUUCUCCAGGGAAAGUAUCCAAGAUGAUUCUUCUCUGUUCAUGGGUCCUGUAUCAUCAAGGACCUGCCCAAGACUCCUCCCAGGCAUCUCCUGAAAGCUUUACACAGCUGCUUUAGUCCCCUGAGAACCCACUAGCAGCUCAAAGCUCCUCCAAGAAAAGCAACCUGGGAUGACCAUUUCUCAUUUCUCAUCUCUCUCUUCUGGGAUCUACCCAAGAUUCCUCCUGCUUCUUACAGUGCCCUCUGGUGAUGUGUAGCAGCCCUAGACUCCUCCCACGGAGAUCUCCAAGAUGAUGUUUUUCUUUUGGAGGACUCUGUGUCUUGCCUCUGUGUGAUGCAACAUUGUGCAUCAUGCACAGUCCUCUGGUUGAAGGCCCCAGAAAUGAGUCUGGGAGCACUUCAAGGACCUUGGAUGGUUUAUGAUACCUAAGGCAUUAAAGCCUCCUCUUACAUCAGCGUGGUUGAGGCAGUUACACCCCAUCAGAAGGGAUGAAAACCCUCAGGCCAUGGUGUGAAUGUCCUGCUACUUUCCCAGGGCUGGGGGAGUUUUACUGGCCUGAGCCAGCUGUGUAAAGGGAGCACACUGGCAUGAUAAAAAGCAGUAUCCCACCUCCCUUCCCUGGCUAAAAAGCCCAGCUUGCACCCCUCUCCCCCUGGGCUGUUCCCUUGUUGCCAGCAAAGCACUCAGGAUAAUCUAUCUGCUGCACAGCCUUCCCAGCCACCAAGGUCAGGCCUGGAGUUAACCAGAUCCUCCUUGUCAUCCUUUUUAUAGAAGGACAUCACAUUUGCCAACCCCCUGGGGAACCAGGACUGCUGAUAGAUGAUGAAUAAAAAAGACCACUUGCUUAAAGGACAUGAUGCUUUCUUAAAGUUAAAAGAAUACCUGUGCCAGUUAAAAUAAAAAAUAUUUUUCUUUA